This is a messenger RNA of Setaria italica (foxtail millet), 1950 nucleotides long. Its product is annotated as amino acid permease 3. Gene Ontology annotation, cellular component: plasma membrane. NCBI's taxonomy places the organism in Eukaryota, Viridiplantae, Streptophyta, Magnoliopsida, Poales, Poaceae. Bases 117 to 1550 code for a protein of 477 amino acids. The record is from RefSeq and is a predicted model, not a curated record. The transcript has 3 exons.
UGAUCUCCUCCGCCAUCACACACCACCGCUCACCUCGCCUCAGCCUCACACAUCACAGCCUCGGUCACUCGCAGACAAGAACCCAAGCCUCGCCCUCGGCAUCGCUGAAAUAAUUCAUGGCGUCGCACCACGGCCCCAAGCACGUGGCGCCGAUGGAGGUGUCGGUGGAGGCCGGGAACGGUGGCGCCGCCGAGUGGCUCGACGACGACGGCCGCCCGCGCCGCACGGGCACGGUCUGGACGGCCAGCGCCCACAUCAUCACCGCCGUCAUCGGCUCCGGCGUGCUCUCCCUCGCAUGGGCCAUCGCGCAGCUCGGCUGGGUCGCCGGCCCCGCCGCCAUGCUCCUCUUCGCCUUCGUCACCUACUACACCGCCACGCUGCUCGCCGAGUGCUACCGCACCGGCGAUCCCGACACGGGGAAGCGCAACUACACCUACAUGGACGCCGUGCGCUCCAACCUCGGCGGCGCCAAGGUGGCCUUCUGCGGCAUCAUCCAGUACGCUAACCUCGUCGGCGUCGCCAUCGGCUACACCAUCGCCUCCUCCAUCAGCAUGCAGGCCAUCAGGAGGGCCGGCUGCUUCCACAAGAAUGGGCACGGCGUCCCGUGCAAGAGCUCCAGCAACCCAUACAUGAUCCUCUUCGGUAUCACGCAGAUCCUCUUCUCGCAGAUACCGGACUUCGACCAGAUUUGGUGGCUCUCCAUCGUCGCCGCCGUCAUGUCCUUUACCUACUCGUCCAUCGGGCUCGCCCUCGGCAUCGCGCAGACCGUCUCCAACGGUGGAUUCAAGGGAAGCCUCACCGGCAUCAGCAUCGGCGCCGACGUCACCUCCACGCAGAAGAUCUGGCACAGCCUGCAGGCCUUUGGCGACAUCGCCUUCGCCUACUCCUUCUCCAACAUCCUCAUUGAGAUUCAGGACACGAUCAAGGCGCCGCCGCCGUCGGAGUCGAAGGUGAUGCAGAAGGCGACGCGGCUGAGCGUGGCCACGACCACCAUCUUCUACAUGCUGUGCGGGUGCAUGGGCUACGCCGCGUUCGGAGACAACGCGCCGGACAACCUCCUUACAGGCUUCGGCUUCUACGAGCCCUUCUGGCUCCUCGACGUCGCCAACGUCGCCAUCGUCGUGCACCUCGUCGGCGCAUACCAGGUGUUCUGCCAGCCCAUCUUCGCCUUCGUCGAGCGCCGCGCCGCCGCCGCCUGGCCGGACAGCGCCUUCAUCUCCAAGGAGCUCCGCGUGGGCCCCUUCGCACUUAGCCUCUUCCGCCUGACGUGGCGGUCGGCGUUCGUGUGCGUCACCACCGUCGUCGCGAUGCUCCUCCCCUUCUUCGGCAACGUCGUCGGCUUCCUCGGCGCCGUCUCCUUCUGGCCGCUCACCGUCUACUUCCCAGUCGAGAUGUACAUCAAGCAGCGCCGCGUGCCUCGCAUGAGCACCAAGUGGAUCUGCCUGCAGACGCUCAGCAUCACCUGCCUCCUUGUGUCCAUCGCCGCCGCCGCGGGCUCCAUUGCCGACGUCAUCGCCGCCCUCAAGGUCUACCGCCCGUUCAGCAGUUAACUGUCUCCGGCCGUACGUGCAUGCAGCAUUCAUUGCGUUUAACUUCGGUUAACCGUGGUGUCAGAUGUUUGCAACGUGGCCCUUAUAGAAAUGUGAUAUUAAUUAAGGUGUAAGGAUUAGGCACCCUUGUGCACAGGCUGGCCGCAUUCCUUGGAAAGACAAGGGGUGUGGACAGAAUGGCAGGAGGUGUUUGUUUAUGAUGAGUCAUCUAGCGUAGGGUGUCUGGUGCAAAAGUACCAGUUUUCUUAUUUUUUUACUUUUUUUUUGGUUUUUGUCAUGGUUCUAGUUUCAUAGCUUUUCCUUUUUAUUUUGUUCGCAACCAGUUGUACCGGAUAAAAGUAUAUGAAGGGGGGAAAAACAAUUUACAUAUGAAGCCAUGCCACUCUCUAUUUGUUUGUUA